AAUAACAAUUAACUUUAAAACAUAGGAUCAAGUUAGUGUGAUAAAUUUACGAGCUGUUUGAUAUACGUCAAAGUAAAACUACAAAAAAAUAUUUAAAAAAUAGGAUUUCUAAUCAAUAUUAGAAAUUUAUAAACUUUUAAACAAUUUACAUAUAUCUUACACAAAGUCUCCUAUUUACUCCUGUGGAUUUCUUAAAAGAUUUCCAUAUUUCACUCUAAGUAAAUCCAAAAUUCAAAAUUUAAAGAAUCAGUUUCAAUAACUUGUAACCCAAACGUACAUUUUUUAAACUUUAUUAUUGGGUUUCGUGAUCGAGUGAAACUACAACAAAUAUCGGCGGAUUGACUAUCGGUAUGAAGAAUCGGCCCAAAUCAUCAGCAGAUAAGGGUACAGAUAAGCAAUGGGAUUCUGCGUCUGAUAUAACUGUUGAAAGAUUUGGUGCCUUGUUGAAAAAGAUACCACCGAAGGGUGCAAAGAAGAAACCUAGUACGUUUUUGAGCAGAAGUAAUUUGUCCGCGAAAAGUGCCACCGUCUUAAAAGGAUAUUGUGGUUUGACUUUGGAAUCUGACGGUAUUUCGAGCAGUUCAGACGCGUUUUUCAAGAAAUCUCUGAGGAGAUACGACGAUUUUGAAACACCUACGCCUAAGACCAGCCAAAAACCUAAACGAGCAAAAACAGCAAAAUCUAAGAAACAACAAGUUUCACAACAAGGAGAAGUUCGUAGAUCUGCGAGAUUCAUAUCAGCCAGUGAUACUUCAUUAGCAACUCCACGUGUUACACGUGCUCACGAGUUUGACGACGACGCUGACGUUUUCUAUUCGCCAGACAGUUGUCAUUUAUACGCUUCUGGUGAUAUAAAUUUCCACUCAACCAGGGAAGAUCCCGAACAAAACAACGCAUCCGAAGAAAAGCCAAAAGUUACAGAAAGUAACAAUCAGCAUACUCAUAGUGUCAAACACAAAGAAGGAAAACACAAAGAACUUGAUUCUCAGUUAUUUCAUUCAAAUAAUAAACAAACAACCAACGUAAUUGAGGAGGUAGAGCGAAUUGUUACGUAUACUACCGAAAUGGCGGAUACGGAAGGAGAUAAUCCGCCUCCAGCGGAUGAAGCACCUGCUGACGAUCCCGAUGAUGAUCCCGUGGCACAAACAGAGAAACUUGUAGAAGAAUCUACCCAAGAACUUGCUAAACUCGAAAAGGAACUUGAAGAUAAUGACGUGCCACCUGAUGAGCAAGCAGUGCUUAAAGAAGUUGAAGAGUGUGAAACUCAAUGCAUGGAAAUAUAUAAAAUAUUGAGUGAAUUAAAAGAUCGAGUUACCGAAUUAUUAAGCAAAUCCUCAAGAACUCCACAAGAAGAACAAGAAUUAGAAGCCAAACAGAAACUUUUAAAUGAUAAAAUGGCACUAUUGGAGCAAAAAACCCGUAGAAUUGAAUUACUUGUUGGUAAAACAAAGAAACAAGACUUUAAUAAGUUUUACGAUGAAGAUACAUUACCGAAAGUGGUUGUAUGCGGUUUAGCUGAGAAUAAUAUGCCAAAAUUUAUUAUAUGCGAUGAUAAAAAACGGCGAUCUUCGCGAAAACAAGGAUGUAGUCCUCUUACAGGCCCAGCGAAAGGCUGUCCCAAUGCUAAUUUGCCUCCACAACCAUUCCAAGCUCCUUGUAUCGGAGCGCAAGGUGGUGCGCGAGGUGGGCGUGACAUGGGUCAGGGAUAUCCGCGUUCAUCUGCUCGCAUGCAGGCGUAUCCUAAUGAGGGAAUGAACGAACAGAUGCAACCAGUGACAAUGCGUGCAAUGCCUCAAUUUGCCAAAAGAUUGAGUGAGAGUUAUGAUAUGCAAGAACGUUUAGCUCAAGAAAAUGCUGAUCUCGAGGGUAAACGGUAUCAGUUACAAGAAGAUUUGUUGUGCAAGGAACAAAGUCUUGAUUCACUACAACGACAAUUGCAAUGUAUGCAACAAGAACUGCGUCAUGUGGUCAAAGAAAACGGAUUACUCAACUGUAAACUACAACAAAUUCAAGAAUCAACAAAAAAAGAUCCUUGUGAACCAAUGCCUUCCUUACCUUGUCCACCUUGUCAAAUGCCACGUCCACCCGGCGGGGACAAAGAAUCCCCACGCCGGCAACCAUGUGGUCCUGGAAAAGGACCUUGCCCUGCAGAUGAAAAUGAAGAAACUAAAAAACUAGAAAAACAACUAUGCCUAAUGGAAAUGGAAGUGAAAGCCAUUCAAAAUGAGUUGACUACUGUGCGCCAGGAGCGUUUACAUCUUGAACAACAUCGAAGAAUGUUAGCACCAAUGACUUGCCCUCCACCAUGUGGAAGUCCAUGUAUGCCACCAUGUCCACCACGGACCGAUGCGCAAGUAAGGGAAAUGCGUGAAAAGUACAAUUGUUUACAAGAUGAUUAUAAAUCCAAGCUUACUGAAGUAGCUGGUUUAAGAGCUGAUGUUGAUAAGUUUAAAGCCAAUCUACAAGAAGCUGCAGAAUAUCGUAAAACAAACGAAGAAAAAAUUAAAGAGCUGGAGAAAAUUAUAAGGGAAUUGAAAGACCCUAAAACGAGUUUAACGAAAGAAAAUUUAAUGGAAAUGGAACAACAAUUGCAAGUUGCAAAACAACGAUUCCGUGAGGCUCAAGAUGAAAUGGACGAGUUGAGAGCUUUAACUGAAGAACAGCAAACACAACUAAAAGAUUACCGAAAUAAGUAUUUAGAAGCUCAGCAACAAGUUGAAGAACAAAAACGACAAAUGGACUUAAUGGAGUUGGAGAAUAGCCGAAUUGGCGAGCAAGUCAAUUUGGAAAUACAACGUGUUAAAAAUCAAUUCCAAGAAAAACUUCAAGAAUUAACUCCGCUUCCCGAUAUUUUAAAAGCAACUCAACUAAAACUGCAAGAAGCUCAACAAAUGCAUUUGAUGGCAGAGCGAAAUAAUGAAGCACUUUUGAGGGAAAUACAAAACUUGCGAGACAAGGCAGUAAUGGCCGUGGAACAAAUGGAAGCAAAUAAAAGUGGAUUGGGGAAUUUGGAUGCAGAACGUCAGAGUCUUCAAGACGCCAACGAGGAAAUGGAAAGACACGCGCAACUCUUGCAAGCUGAGAAUGACGAUCUACGUAGAGAAAUGGAUCGUAUGCACGAUGAAGUCGAAGAUGCGGAAAAACGCGCCCAAGAAAAACUUCAUGAAAUUGCGCAACUUAGCGCUGAAGUAGAGAAUGUUCGAGAUGAAUCUGCGCGGCAAGUUGCACGCGUUAAAGAUCGUUGUGAAACUGUACGACGUUCAAUGCAGAAUCAAAUCUGUGAUUUGGAAAAGCAACUAGCGCAAAGUCGCGCACAGGCAAAGUCUGCUCAACGCGAUCGUGAUGAUAUAAGACAGAAAAUGCAAUCGCAGAUUACCAAUCUCAACGAUAACUUCGAAGAUGCGCAAAUGCGCAUUCGCACAUUGCAGGGUCACGUUAACUUUUUGAAAAGUUCCGCCGCUGUUUAUCCUUCAAUGGAUCAACUCGCACCCAACCGAAAUUGUUAAAGAAUUCUAACAUUUUUUAUUUGUGCGGCUAUUAUGUUUGCAGUUUUUUUUCAUAUGAGACGAAUAAAACUUUUUGGAACUUA
Molecule: messenger RNA, 3589 nt
Organism: Dalotia coriaria
Lineage: Eukaryota; Metazoa; Arthropoda; Insecta; Coleoptera; Staphylinidae
Exons: 10
Coding region: 351-3506 (1051 amino acids)
Biological process (GO): regulation of cilium assembly
Cellular component (GO): centrosome
Source: RefSeq, a predicted model, not a curated record